Messenger RNA from Oreochromis aureus, 4839 nucleotides. RefSeq names its product proprotein convertase subtilisin/kexin type 9 (gene pcsk9). Lineage: Eukaryota; Metazoa; Chordata; Actinopteri; Cichliformes; Cichlidae. The transcript is spliced from 12 exons. Gene Ontology annotation, biological process: proteolysis. The record is from RefSeq and is a predicted model, not a curated record. Gene Ontology annotation, molecular function: serine-type endopeptidase activity. The coding region runs from base 1221 to 3230 and encodes 669 amino acids.
AUGUGACAGAUCUCCACGUGUUUCUUUUCAAAACGCUUAUCUACACUGCCUGUUGAGACAUUACUGCCACCAACUGUUGAAGAACAAAGUGAAACUGGCAGCAGGAAUUUGUAGAGUUCUGCAUGUCUCUCUUUGUGGAUACACUUUUUGCAUAGCUAAACGGGCGUUAUUACCAGUCUAUUACCAGUAAUAACAGAAUAAUUCCACAAUGCCAGAAUUUAUGAUGUAUAGCAGAGAGGUUAGAUAUUUUUGCAGCUUCUCUGUUGCUGUAAAAUCAAAAUGUACAUUUCACCAUUCUGCUUUGGUGUUUCUGGUGUGAAACGCCUCAGGCUCAGUCCAAACCAACCUCAGUGACACAAUCAAGCGGGUAGCUUUGUCGGAUUUGGGCUCCUCCAGAGCCCCAGAGGGUAUUAUGCAAUAGUUUCCUGAGUUCAUUAAGAGUAAAGGGAUCAUGCUUUGAAAAAAAUGUUUUUUUAAAAAACAUAACUCAUCGUAAUAAUUAUUACUUUUCUUAUUCUUUUUGAAUGGAAGUGUAUGAAACUAAGCACUCAAAACUGUUAGCAAAGUUAAAAACGCGUACAGUAGAUACAAUGUCAGACUAAAAUAGAGACGCACCUGUUUUGCGUCGCAUUCUGCAGCCCUGCGCACAUAUUAAAUAAAAAUAAAAACAGUAUAGAUAAUAAAACAACAUAGAUAACCAAUGAAAAAUAAACGUGGUCUCCCUGUGAGUGCGCACAAUCACGGAGAAUGAGUUUACGCGUACUUAGACUUUCAAUCACAGCUCAUACUGUUCACAUUAAGUGCGCGUGCUAAAACGACAUCAACAAAUCAACUUGAACUGAGAGGAAGUGUUCUCUCAGAUUGACAUGCAAUAAUUACAGGGUGGUUUGGGGGGGAGCAUGAAACAUGACUCCUCCACAGUAAGAGGUGUUUUAAACGGAGGACAAUCAUUCGAUACAAAAGAGGUGGCGUGAGCCACGGAAACGUCACCAGUCCCCGCCUUAAAUUAUAAGAAUCAAUUGUUCGAUUUUUGCCCCCCCUAAAAUCAGAAUAAAUUGUUGGAGGCGUUAUCUUAACUGCCAGGCACAGAGGGCACGCGGCUGUUGGAGACACAAACGCAUCAGGAUAAGUCAGACUGAAAUAAAAAUUAAAAACAUCGGUGGUGUAAUUUAAUAGCUGUCCUUAUCAUUUUACUGGGAACAGUUAAAGAGGUGUGAAGAAUGCGUUGCACCUCAGCCUGGAUUGGCUGGGCUUUAUGUUUGUGCGCAUCUCUGGCCGUGCGCGCACAGGACUACACCGAGGACGACGAGAUGAUCCUGGACCUGGUCGGCGAGGACAGGACUGAUCCUGAAACCGGAACCGACCCGGCAGCCGAGUUCAUCAGGUGCAACAAGGUAGCCUGGCGCAUUCCCGGACAGUACAUAGUUGUAUUGCGUCAGGGGACGCACGAGUCUCAACUCCAGAGGACCAUCAGGAAGCUGCGAGGCAAAGCAGCCAGGAGAGGAUACCUGGUGGAGAUCCUGCAGACCUACUCAGGAGCACUGCGUGGCUUUCUGGUCAAAAUGAGUAGUGACGUCCUUCACCUGGUGGCGAAGCUCCCUCACGUGCACUACAUAGAGGAGGACUCAUCCAUCUUUGCUCAGAGCGCCCCCUGGAACCUGCAGCGGUUACUGCACCCUUACGGUGGCUUCUCUGAAAAUGGAACAUACAGACCUCCGAAUGAUGGAGGGAGGACGCAGGUGUAUCUGAUGGAUGGCAGUGUGCAGAGUUCUCACAGAGAGGUUGAAGGACGGGUACUCAUCACAGACUUCAAUAACACCCCUGAAGAGGAUGGAGUCAGAGUUCACAGACAGGCCAGUCAGUGUGACAGCCAUGGUACACACGUGGCAGGUAUUGUGAGUGGAUCAGAUUCAGGUGUUGCUCGAGGGGCUGGUGUUAACCUAGUGCGUGUGCUCAACUGUCAGGGUAAAGGGACCAUCUCAGGAGCUCUGGCAGGAAUGGAAUACAUCCGAGCCACUUUACUGGCCCGCCCAGUGGAUGCAGUAGUCGUGUUGCUUCCUUUUGCCGGUGGCUUCAGCCGUUCAUUAAACACAGCCUGUCGAGACAUGGUGGCUAACAGCGCUGUGGUCAUCGCUGCAGCAGGGAACUACAGAGAUGAUGCCUGUCUCUACUCACCUGCUUCAGAGCCUGAGGUCAUCACAGUGGGGGCAGUUAACUCAAUGGACCAGCUCAUGUCACAGGGAGCAGGUGGCACCAACUUCGGCCGCUGCGUUGAUUUGUUUGCACCCGGCGACGACAUCGUUAGUGCCAGUAGUGACUGCAGCACCUGCUUCACCUCCCGCAGUGGAACCUCACAGGCUGCUGCACACACUGCAGGUGUCGUAGCAGUGAUCCUGUCGUCCAAUCAGAUUGUAUCACCAGUGCACGUCCUCCAGCUGAUGCUGCACUACUCCAUCAGCAACACCAUCGACUUCCUAUCUCUGUCCAAAAGCCAUCGGCUCACUACUCCAAACCUGGUAGCAGCCAUGCCUCCGGCUAUCAAAACGUCACCAAAUGGGGAGCUUCUGUGUCGGUCAGUGUGGUCAGAGAGGUCAGGAGUCGCGAGCACCGACAGGGUCAUCAGCCGCUGUCGUCAAGGGGAGCAAAUGAUGGGCUGCAGCAGUUAUGCUCCUGAAGGCGUCCGUGUGGGGGAAACCAUCACUAUGAACAGCGGACGCAUGGAGUGUGUUGCCCAUAAUGGUCCAGCAGGUAAAGGUGUGUAUGCUGUGGCCCGCUGUUGUGUGAUAAGCGGUCUGCAGUGCCAGGUCCAUGCUAGUCCUGAGCCCGGACAAGCUGCUCAGUGUGUCGGCCCCCAGCACCACCUGACUGGGUGUACAUCGAUGUCCACGGCUGAGAUCUCAUCUGAUUCGCAUCCACGUCACAGCCAGGGGAAGUGCUGCACGGUAAAAGAGGGGGUCACGUCACAUGCGAUAUGCUGCCAUGCUCCAUCUCUUGAGUGCAAACUGUUGGAAAACAUAUCAGCUGACAAAGAUCAGGUUGAGGUUUCCUGUCCUUCCGGCUGGACUCUGACAGACUGCAGUGCCGUCUCUCGGGGCUCUGCUAUCUUGGGGCCAGUUGCCAAGGGAAACAGUUGCCAUGUGUAUGGUGCCACAGGAGUGGAUGGAGCAGCGGGUGCUGCUGUCUGCUGUCGUGUCGCACCACCAGAGCAGCAAGCUGCAACACCUCACUGAUCCAGUUUCACCUCACUUUGGUUUCUAACAUCGUUGGAACAGCUUUGACGUUGCCAUUUUUGUCUUUGGUCAGUUUUAAACCCCCUUACACUUUUCUGAGACACCUCAACCUCCUUAAUAUUCACUUAAAGCACUUCUGUAAAGCUGUUCGUGUGUGUUUUAGUUUUAGGAUUACGCCAAAUUAUGCUCCAGUGCACAUAUUAUAUGUGACUUGACAACCUGUAAGCUAUUUUUGUAUCUUUUUACAAAACAGUUAUAAUAAAAAGAGCUUUCACAAACAUACGGUUCGGAUAAUAGUGUAGUAUUUACCCGGUAUACCAUCCGCAUGCCGUUUAGAAGUUAAUAAACUGAACAAAUGAAAUCAAAAUGUUAAGCUCUGGUGUCAGCCAUGUGUGUUUUAGAGUAGAAAAACAUGAUAAUGUGCACCACAGGUUGUCACAGUUAGCAUGUGUUAUGUAUGCGCUGAUUUCCUGACAUUCCUGUCUUGUGCAGCACAGCUGCAGGUAAUCAGCCUGAUUGGCAGCUUGAAAGUCAGGUACCUUUUGCUCAUUUUGUGAAACAGUAGGUGCAAACAAAAUGAGGUAAAUGGCUAACAGUAGGGACACCAGUUAAAAAAAAAUUCAUGUCUGCCCAGAGUGUUAUUGUGACAGUGGCCUUUAUGGUUCCAGUUAGAGACUUAGUUCUGAUACACAGGUGGAUGACUUCAGUGUGAACAAGAGCGCAGGGAAGCAUAUGAAAUGAAAAUGUCUGAUUGGCAGAAGACAGCAUUCUAUCUGACUGAACCUACAUGACCAAAGACUGAUAAGAAAAAAUAAAAACAAAGUUUACCCAGAAUACAGUAAAUGAAGCUAGUGCUGAAUUCAUGUGUGUAAUUCUGUUUGCAGGAUGCAGACUAGGUACAAAUUAAAGAUUUAAUUCUAAAUUAGAAUAAGCAUUCUCAAAGAUUCAGUUGGCGUUUGUUUCUUAUGUCAUUUUUCGUAACCAUUUAACUAGUGACCUGAUCCAUGAGCUGUAAUGGUCAAACUUAGAAGGCUCAGGCUUCUACGAUUUCUGAAAGAUAAAAGAAACUGCUCUUGUUUUUUAUUAUUUGGUCUGCUGUAACCUGUAAGUGGUUCCCAAAUGGUGUGCCUCAAGGCAAGUUCAGGCCUGCUAAAAAAUGAGUUGUUUAUUGCAAUUUACACAAAUGGGCACCAAAAGUUUCGAAACCCAUGCUGUAAACAAAUUAAAUUAUUUGUUGUGCAUCGUCUCUGCUGCAUAAAUUGUUAUCAGUAUCCACAUUGUUGCCACAGGUAAUGUUUUUAAGGUGCUGGAGACCGUAUAUAAAAGAUGGACGUAGGUUCCAGGACUAAAAAAUUAAACCAUGUGUGGACUUGUGUGCACUUUUUUCUAAUGACCAUCAAGUCCUCUAGUUGCAAAAGAAGUCCAGUUUAAUAGAAUGAGAAAGUGGUUCUUAGAUUGUUUGCCUAGUAAAAGCUUUCCUGAUGAGUUUAAGACCUUAGCGUGUAGAUUCAAGCCUUGCUGAAGACAAGCUGGUGUUCAUUUUGUGAACUACAGUUCCCAUUAGUGUCUACGAAGAUAAUAAAUUGAAAUGUGCCCCCUCAGUUUGUCA